Aspergillus caelatus is the source of this 1099-nucleotide messenger RNA. Its product is annotated as NADP-dependent oxidoreductase. Lineage: Eukaryota; Fungi; Ascomycota; Eurotiomycetes; Eurotiales; Aspergillaceae. Gene Ontology annotation, molecular function: oxidoreductase activity. The record is from RefSeq and is a predicted model, not a curated record. The transcript has a single exon. Bases 74 to 1099 code for a protein of 341 amino acids.
AUCUGUAUAAUCUCACUAAGACUCACUUCUGAGCACGUUACAAAUACCAGCAAUCCGAACUUCAUUCCCCACCAUGCAAGCUAUUAGGGUCCAUCCAGCUCCUCCAGCAUCUACCCCUUACUCACCCUCAAAUCCAGCUCCAUCAUCAGCUUUGCACCUCGAUCACAAUGUCCCCAUACCCAAGCUAUCAAAACCCGGAGAGAUCCUAGUUCGCGUCAAAGCCACAACAGCAAUUCGCGAUAUGCUGACGUGGCCUGAAACCUACUCUCAUGAAUAUGCAAUAAUCGGAAACGAUAUCUCAGGUAUCGUUACGGAAGUCUUCUCAAAGGACUGCAAAUUCCAGCCGGGGGACGAGGUUUUCGGUAUGGCGGCUGCAGACCGCGCAGGCGUAUGGGCAGAAUACGCCCUUCUCAACGAGGAUGAACUUGCGCUAAAACCGAAAUCAUUGACCUUCGACCAGGCCGCGGCGUUGCCUCUUAGCGCACAGACGGCGUAUGAGGCUUUGUUUGACCAUGGCGGCAUUCCUGUCCCUUCUGUAGAGGAGGCUAUCAAGAACAUGGCCGGGUCAUCCAGUCAGAAAGACCAUCGGGUACUAAUUACCGGUGCCGCUGGAGCAGUGGGUAUCUAUCUUGUUCAGCUAGCGUCCGCUGCGGGAGUACAUAUCGUGGCCGCCACGAGUUCAAAUGCUCGUAAUGAAGAGUUCCUUCGAGGCCUUGGCGCUCAUGAAACGAUUGAGUAUAGUAGGCUGGAAAACUACCGAGGGGCAUUCGAUGUUAUUAUCGAUGUGGUUGGGGGAGAGGUAUUGGCCAAAUGUUGGGAUUAUGUGAAAGGUACAGGGGUACUGGUGUCUGUGGAUUCCGCGAGUUUUAACUUUGUCGAAGAGCAUGAGAAACGUGGUAUCCGGAAGGACAGUGUUCGGGCUUUGUUCUUCAUUGUCAAAGGUAGUAGCCAGGCCUUGCAUUAUCUCGCUAAACUUGUGGACAUGGGUGCGGUGCAGUCUUUCGUUGUGAGGACUUAUCCCGUAUCAAAAGCACGAGAGGCGUACGAUCAUGCUAAUGGGCGGUAUUCUGGCCGUGGAAAGUUGGUUCUCACGGUUUGA